Messenger RNA from Aspergillus wentii DTO 134E9, 864 nucleotides. RefSeq lists its product as uncharacterized. NCBI's taxonomy places the organism in Eukaryota, Fungi, Ascomycota, Eurotiomycetes, Eurotiales, Aspergillaceae. The record is from RefSeq and is a predicted model, not a curated record. The transcript is spliced from 4 exons. Bases 1 to 864 code for a protein of 287 amino acids.
AUGAAUCCAACCGUCGAGGAAGCACCAGAUGAAGUCCGCGCUGGGCCCAAUACGCGGGGCUCCAGCGCAGAAAACCCACAAUUCUCGUGGCCAGAGAUAUGCUCUCGCCAUGAGUCCGUUCUCUCUUCGCAUCUUGAGAUGCUGAACUCGGUUAAAGAUCAAGUGCUUUCCGAUGCGGAUGCAUUCCGCACUGUUUCUUUGAUGGUGGAGAAAACCAAUAAGUUGGUUACUCAGUUCAAAGUGAUUAAGAAGCAGUUUGUCAACAGGCCAAACGUAUUUGGAGCCAUGUUGGAUCAACCUUCAUUGUCAAAAGCACAGAGCGGUCAUUUGAGCUCGAAUUCGACACAACCCAGCGAUGCGCAAGCUACAUCCGCGCCGCAUUCAACUCGUCUGAAGGAAGGAAAAAAGAGAUCAAGAAAAAGCCAAGAGUCAAUGGAAAUAGAUACUAAUGGGCCAAUUUAUGCCCAUACAGAGGGUGUGCGCAAACACAAGCGAAAGCGGCUGGAUUUGGCAAUUCCAGGCAACGAUGAGGAUGUGCGAAAUGUGACGCCAGUGUCAAUGGAAACGGAAGACAUUUCAGAGGAGGUCCAGAGGCGCCUAAAAAUCAAAGAGGACCGCCGCAAGAAGAGAAAUGCGAAGCCUGAAAAAAGGAAACGGGAUAGUCUGGCCUCGAAUGGCAGUGUUUCGUCGCCUGGGGAGAGGACUAGGCCUAAGAAAAAGAAACCCAAGGUCGACAAGCCACAAGAAGGCAGUGAUAAUGAAAAACUCCAAGGCAUAAUUCGGCCGAAGAGGCGGGUGUCUGGUCAAUCUGGACCCAAUUCGACUUCAGAGGCAAAGACGAAGAGACAGAAGCCUACUGCGUGA